CAAAACUGAGUGUCCCUGUGAACACAUCACCAUGGGCUUCAAUAUUCUGAGAGUGAGAGCCACUUCCACACCUCUUUGUUCCUCCAAAACCAAAACCAAAACCAAACCCAUUUUCUCGACUCUCCUUCAACCCUUUCCUUAUCAUCCCACCUCACUCUUCAGCUUUUUUCCGUCGAAGCCCAUUACUCCUCCCACUCUCAUCAUUUCUGCACCUCCCUUUAGCGGUUCAUCCAUUCACCAGGCGAAGCGUGGUUUUCGUGGUGGGAUUGUCGCCAUGGCUGCACCUGGGUCGCUCCACAAAUCUGAAGAAGAAUGGCGUGCAGUUCUCUCGCCUGAACAGUUUCGGAUUCUUAGACAAAAGGGCACCGAGUUCCCUGGAACAGGAGAAUAUGACAAAUUCUUUGGUGAGGGAUUUUACAACUGUGCAGGAUGUGGGACUCCUCUCUACAGGUCCACAACAAAAUUCAAUUCUGGUUGUGGUUGGCCAGCCUUCUUUGAGGGUAUUCCUGGAGCCAUAAAUCGCAAUCCGGACCCUGAUGGGAUGAGGAUUGAAAUAACAUGUGCUGCUUGUGGGGGACAUCUAGGUCACGUCUUUAAAGGCGAAGGAUUUCCAACACCUACUGACGAACGCCAUUGUGUCAAUAGCAUUUCACUGAAAUUUGUGCCAGCCAAUUCCAACUAAAGCCUACUGUAUGGAUAUCGCUACUUAGCAUCCCUUAAUAAUUAUGUAAUGUACUUACGUUAUGACUGAGGUUCAUAGAGUGAUGGCUAAAUAUUAGUGUUACUCAAAUAAAGACUGAUCUUGAACGAUCUUUACCUUUAUUCCUCUGUUCCCCUCCUAAUAUGUUCAAUGUGCUUGUAUCUUUCUUGGGUCUUUGUUUGAUAUGGGAGAGUUUUGAGGCUAUUAGGAUAUAAAUAUGUAAAUAAUGAUUAAUACAUUGAGAAUUUGGAGUUGUUAUCCGAUGAUGACACACUAUGCGUUAUUUGUAUUAUAUAAUAUUCAAGCUAUCUUUC
This is a messenger RNA of Gastrolobium bilobum, 1014 nucleotides long. Its product is annotated as peptide methionine sulfoxide reductase B5-like. Gene Ontology annotation, molecular function: peptide-methionine (R)-S-oxide reductase activity. The transcript has 3 exons. Lineage: Eukaryota; Viridiplantae; Streptophyta; Magnoliopsida; Fabales; Fabaceae. The coding region runs from base 32 to 682 and encodes 216 amino acids. Gene Ontology annotation, biological process: response to oxidative stress; protein repair. The record is from RefSeq and is a predicted model, not a curated record.